UCAAAAUCAAAACAAACAAAAGCUACUUUUUGAUAGUGAUUUUGAUUUGAUUGUGUUACAAAUUAAGAAACGUUUGUAGAUCGAUGAAGAUAACUGUAAAAAAAAUAGUUAUUUGCAAUGGAGAGCGUUGAAAAUAUAGCUAACACUUUAUCUCAUGAUGAACUUCUUGAGAUAACCAAAUCAUCACUCUGUACGCUUAUAAGCUGCGAUUCCUUACUUUCGGAUUUACCCACGGAUAUAAUAUUGGAAGAAGUCUUAUCACAAAUAGCAGUUGAGCAUGGGCAGUCCAUAACCAUCUAUGUUUCACGAGAGGAUGAACCUGUGUUAAAAGUUAUUGUUCCACAAAACAUAACAGUUUUGAGCCUCAAGAAAGCUAUUGCCAGACAUUUUGAAAUAUACCAGCAACGGAUAAAUAGCAAAGUAAAGAUAUCCUGGAAGUAUAUUUGGAAAACCUAUGAUCUGAAUUAUGAAGGAGUAAUACUAGACAGUGAUUUAUGUAAAAUUGAUGAUUAUGGAGUCACCAAUAAAGUUACUCUAACAUUUAAGAAGAAAAGGAAAAAGAAACAAUGAAUUUAUUUGACUUGAAAUAUUUUAUUUAGUUCUAAGAAUCUGAUUACGACUUUAUUGAAGUACAUAGUUUUGUAAUUAUAUUAUAAUAUAACAUUAUGUUUACUUAAUGUAAGACUAAAUUUCCAUUUCCACCUUAUUCUCAAAAUCCUAUAAUAAUAUAUAGCAGGAGAGUGUAACAGGAUAACUUUAAGCUGUCGCUACAUUCCAAUCCAUUGUCUCUAGAUGUGUGGGAGCUAUACUAUCGUCAUCUACUAGUGGCCUCAGCCUACAGCUGUUGGAAGUAUAGUUGCCCUACUCUCAUUUUGCAGCCUACAGUGGUUGGAAGCCUGGCAGCCCACACUCAUCUUCUUGCAGCCUAGAGUUGUUUGGUGCAAGUCACCCAAGUCUGUCUAUUUGCAGCCUACAGCUAUUGGUAGUCUCCCCUACUCUCAUCUACAACAGCGUACAGUUCUUCAAAAUCUGGUGGCCCUACUCUCAUCUAGCAGCCUACAGUUGUUGGUAAUCUAGCUCCCUU
This is a messenger RNA of Plutella xylostella (diamondback moth), 1084 nucleotides long. Its product is annotated as U11/U12 small nuclear ribonucleoprotein 25 kDa protein. Gene Ontology annotation, biological process: mRNA splicing, via spliceosome. NCBI's taxonomy places the organism in Eukaryota, Metazoa, Arthropoda, Insecta, Lepidoptera, Plutellidae. The record is from RefSeq and is a predicted model, not a curated record. Gene Ontology annotation, cellular component: U12-type spliceosomal complex.